This is a messenger RNA of Pecten maximus, 1751 nucleotides long. RefSeq lists its product as uncharacterized. The transcript has 6 exons. NCBI's taxonomy places the organism in Eukaryota, Metazoa, Mollusca, Bivalvia, Pectinida, Pectinidae. Bases 170 to 1033 code for a protein of 287 amino acids. The record is from RefSeq and is a predicted model, not a curated record.
GAUGGAUGUUCAUCUGUUUGUGCUUGUCAUUUAAAUAAUACAAUAUCAUGUGACCAUGUGACCGGAUAUUGCACAUGCGCAGCCGGAUAUGAUCAACCAGACUGCACACAAGUCUGCAGCCUUUUGAAGUUUGGUGAUACGUGCUCACAAUCAUGUUCCUGUCCCUCCAAUGCAUACCCAGUGUGUAAUCACGCGACAGGGGCGUGCACGUGUGGUCCGGGAUAUGUCGGUGACACCUGUGAUACUGUUUGUGCGGACAAUACAUUUGGAAUAUCAUGUAUUGGGAUAUGUGAUUGUGAUGCUCAAAACACAAACUUAUGUGACAAGGUUGCUGGGGCCUGUGUAUGCAACAGUGGCUGGGAGGGAACUAGGUGUGAUACAGCUGCUGCAUUUGCCUUGGUUAGCAGUCCGGUCCCUGGUUGGUACUCUCGGAUUCCUGGCUGCAUUGGUCCUAGUGGUAAUCAUAGCUGUCGUUCUGUGGUGCGCGUGCAGAUGUUCCUGCCAUGAGGUGAAAUCUCGGUCUCGCAGAAAGAAGGAUUUCAUUGAGCUUUCUGAGAUACCCGAAGCCCCUGAGCCACCUAUAGGUGGUGGGAUGCCAGCGAAAGCAGCAGGAUAUCAAAAAACACCUACAGCUCAGGGCUUACCUAAUGAUAACGACGGGGUAUAUUAUGGCCGAGAUGCUUUGAACAACUCGUCCACACCGGCGGGGAAUGGUUCACAGGUGGCACCACCUGUUCCCACAAGCGGGGACGAGUAUUACUACACAGACGGUGUUUCUGCUGCAGCGGCUGGUAACGCCGGUAAAGUUCUCAAACCAAAAGGGGAUGUUCCCGCGACCACUUAUCAAAAUUACAGUUCCAAUUCUGCUACUUCGAGUCCAAGAAUAAAACCGAAAGUUGCCAAAACACCGCUACCACUUCCCCCAGUAGCGCAGACUAAAGCACAGCCAGUGUACGGAAAUGCUGGCAUGCAAGAAGAAUACGAGAGUUUAGGAGGAAGGGGCGUCUCGGAAACAUACGCUGAUUUGGAUUAGUAAAUUAUCCAAACCGAAAGUUGCACCUCUGACGUGAUUCACAAUGCUUAUGAUUCAGUCAUCCACAUGCAAUCAAAAUUUGCAACAUUAAUGCUAUUCAUAUCAUCAGAGUAUUGCCAUGGCUAUACGGACUGAUAGGAACUACGUACAUUUUGUAUGUGACUUUAUUAUGUUCAUAAUAAAACAAACACCAAUGUAGGAAAAUAUUCAAAUAUAUUAUUGUCUACGCAAUGUCCGUGCUGCAUUAGAUCUGAAUGGGGAAAUAAUGUGUAAGAAUGUGAAGUGAUGAUGUGUUACCCUUUACGCUACAAAAGCAACACAGGAGUCACGUAAAUACUUGCAUUAUGAUAACAUUGAAAUAUUACUUAUAAAUACAUGUAUAAGUGGUGGUGAAAGAAACUUGUUCGUGUAGUGAAUAUGUGAAAUUAGGGGAUCAUACUAAAUGAGUAUUUUUUUAUUAUGAAAUUUCUAUAACUGGCUAUAGUAGUGUCAUUUUUGUUUAAUCUUUUUAUGAUAUAAUAAAUACGACUUUGUAAAUAGAUACAUGACGAUGAUACGAUGAUACUGCAAACAUAGUUAUUUUCUAGGGGCUAUUUUCACGAUUUCGAUACAUAAACAACACAAGUGGGGUAAUUUUCGCGAGUGAAGUAUUUGUGGUUCGUUCACAUGUGUUCCAUAAAUACCACGCAUAUUCCUAAGCAAUGAGUGUGAGGGAAUU